UGCAGCUCAACAAGAACAAUCUUUCGAACCCUGUCUUGAUGUCUAUACGACUGCAAAAAACCGCUCAGGUAACUUGUAACUACAAAACACACGUAGUUGUCAGUUUCUCAAUUUCCCACUUGAGCUUAAACCAGAAAACUAAACCGUUUUCUUUGCUUGUCUGAGGCACCCAUUGAUCCCGAGCUUCUCCCUGCAACUUCAUUUUAGCUCAUGAAGAGAAAACCAUAAACUUCACUUCACUUUAGAUCAAUGAUUCUACACCGGCAUUACUUGGAGCUGUUUCUUCAAUGAUUCUACACCAGACUAGUAUUGAUACCCGUUUGGGGCUACUCCUUGACAGUCAUGAUAGCGUGUCUUCUUUCAAAGACAAAUUCUGCAAAGAACACGAACUGUGUUUUCCAAGUGUUGGCAACAUCACUGUUUCUGCCUUGAAGGUUAACGUGAGUGGUAAUGAUUAUCACUUGUCCGAUUCUAUGAUAUUGAAAAAAGCUCUUCAAGGCCUCAGUAACGAGGACUUUUUUCUAUCCGUUGACCUCGUACGUGUCCAGGAGAAAAGUGAGCUGCAGAUUGGUGAAGCAGUUGAGAAAAAAACGAGGAAGAGAAAAUCGAAAAGUGCCAACAAUAGUAGAAAGAAACUCUCCAUAGAGACGCCAACGGAAGCAAAAGGCCUUGAAAGUGGUGAGGGAACUGUCACUAGGUUGGAAGAGAAUCAGAAUAUUUGUGAUGUAGAUCAAGAGGAACCUGUCGAUGGUCAUACCAUAGAUGUUGAGGCCAAGAUUGAUCUUUCAGGGACAAUCGAACAAGACGACGUUCAAAAGGAGGUAGCAAAUGCUGAUUUAAACAUGAUUGACCAAGACAAGGAUCUUGAAAAUGAUAAUCUUCUAGCUGAAUUAAACCAAACUAGUGAUGAUGCUGAGAAAGAAGGGAUCAUAGGUCUUGUUAAUGCUACUUCUGAAGCUAUUGAAAACGAAACUGAGAUGAGUGUCAAGGAAAAAGAUGGUGAUGAGGAGGCUAAAUCUGAGAAGCCUAAAAAGAAAAAUAGAGCAAAGAAAGUCAAGACUCCGACUAAAGAAGAUGGUCUAGUUGCUUCUAGCUCAAGGAACGCUGAGGAAGAUGGUGUCUCGAGAGAUCCGCAGGAGAAUGUGGCUAAAGUUGUGAAGAAGCCGAACAAGAGAUCGAAGAAGGAACAGUCUUCAAACAUUGUUGAGGAGGAUGCUUAAGGAUUGUGUGCUAUCACUUAUCAGGAUCAUUGAUCGCUUCUCUUUAUCUCUUCUUUUUUGAACUUUUGGUUUUUGUCUUGGGAUUUCUUUUGGUUUGUCUUUUGAACAUUUGAUGCUUUAUGUUUUUCCCGGUUUAAGCAACUUAUUU
Molecule: messenger RNA, 1368 nt
Organism: Arabidopsis thaliana (thale cress)
Lineage: Eukaryota; Viridiplantae; Streptophyta; Magnoliopsida; Brassicales; Brassicaceae
Product: COP1-interacting protein-like protein
Exons: 8
Coding region: 288-1220 (310 amino acids)
Source: RefSeq, marked reviewed